CGCCCUGGGGACUGCGGCCAGGCGGCGGGGCCGGACGGGAGUGGACGGGGCUGGGCGCGGGCCGGGCGCGCUGGGCCGGCGGGGCGGCGCGCUGACCGCCGUCUCCAUGCGUCCCGCAGGCGGGGAGCCCGCACCGCCGCGCCCGGGCCGCGAGUGAUGAUAACCUAAGAGGCCGGCGCGGGCGGGCGUGAGUGGCGGAGGAGCCGGGCACGGCGACACGCGGCCAUGGAGCGGGAGCCGGCGGGGACCGAGGAGCCCGGGCCUCCGGGACGGCGGCGGCGCCGAGAGGGCAGGACGCGCACGGUGCGCUCCAACCUGCUGCCGCCCCCGGGCGCCGAGGACCCUGCGGCUGGCGCGGCCAAGGGCGAGCGGCGACGGCGGCGCGGGUGCGCCCAGCACCUGGCCGACAACCGGCUCAAGACCACCAAGUACACGCUGCUGUCCUUCCUGCCCAAGAACCUGUUCGAGCAGUUCCACCGCCCGGCCAACGUGUACUUUGUCUUCAUCGCGCUGCUCAACUUCGUGCCGGCGGUGAACGCCUUCCAGCCCGGCCUGGCGUUGGCGCCGGUGCUCUUCAUCCUGGCCAUCACGGCCUUCAGGGACCUGUGGGAGGACUACAGCCGCCACCGCUCCGACCACAAGAUCAACCACCUGGGCUGCCUGGUCUUCAGCAGGGAAGAAAAGAAAUACGUGAACCGAUUCUGGAAAGAAAUCCACGUGGGAGACUUUGUGCGUCUUCGCUGCAACGAAAUCUUCCCUGCGGACAUUCUGCUGCUCUCCUCCAGUGACCCCGACGGGCUAUGCCACAUCGAGACCGCCAACCUGGACGGAGAGACCAACCUGAAGCGGCGGCAGGUGGUCCGCGGCUUCUCGGAACUUGUCUCCGAAUUCAAUCCUUUGACGUUCACCAGCGUGAUCGAAUGCGAGAAGCCAAACAACGACCUGAGUAGGUUUCGCGGCUGCAUCAUACAUGACAACGGGAAAAAGGCCGGGCUGUAUAAAGAAAACCUGCUGCUGCGGGGCUGCACCCUUAGGAACACGGAUGCAGUUGUCGGCAUCGUCAUCUACGCAGGGCAUGAAACCAAGGCUCUGCUGAACAACAGCGGGCCCCGCUACAAGCGCAGCAAGCUGGAGAGGCAGAUGAACUGCGACGUGCUGUGGUGUGUCCUGCUCCUUGUUUGCAUGUCUCUGUUUUCAGCAGUCGGACAUGGACUGUGGAUAUGGCGGUAUCAAGAGAAGAAGUCAUUAUUUUAUGUCCCCAAGUCUGAUGGAAGCUCCUUAUCCCCAGUCACAGCUGCAGUUUACUCAUUUUUAACAAUGAUAAUAGUUCUGCAGGUUUUGAUCCCAAUUUCCUUAUAUGUUUCCAUUGAAAUUGUUAAAGCAUGCCAAGUGUACUUCAUUAACCAGGACAUGCAGUUGUAUGACGAAGAAACAGACUCGCAGCUGCAGUGCCGAGCUCUGAACAUCACGGAAGACUUAGGGCAGAUACAGUACAUUUUCUCAGAUAAAACUGGCACUUUGACAGAGAAUAAGAUGGUUUUCCGAAGAUGCACUGUGUCUGGUGUAGAAUAUUCUCAUGAUGCAAAUGCGCAGCGUCUGGCCAGGUACCAGGAGGCAGACUCGGAGGAGGAGGAGGUGGUGCCCAGAGGGGGCUCGGUGUCCCAGCGUGGCAGCAUCGGGAGCCACCAGAGUGUCCGGGUGGUGCACAGAACCCAGAGCACCAAGUCCCACCGGCGCACGGGCAGCCGGGCCGAGGCCAAGAGGGCCAGCAUGCUGUCCAAGCACACGGCCUUCAGCAGCCCCAUGGAGAAGGACAUCACGCCCGACCCAAAGCUGCUGGAGAAAGUGAGUGAGUGUGACAAGAGCCUAGCCGUGGCGAGGCACCAGGAGCACCCGCUGGCCCACCUCUCGCCCGAGCUGUCUGACGUCUUUGAUUUCUUCAUCGCACUCACCAUCUGCAACACAGUCGUCGUCACGUCCCCGGAUCAGCCACGAACAAAGGUGAGGGUGAGGUUUGAGCUGAAGUCCCCCGUGAAGACGAUAGAAGACUUCCUGCGGAGGUUCACACCCAGCUGCCUGACCGCAGGCUGCAGCAGCAUCGGGAGCCUGGCCACCAAGUCCAACCACAAGUUGGGCUCCAACUUCCUGUCCACCCCGUCCAGCGACGGCAUGCUUCUCAGGCUGGAGGAGAGGCUGGGCCAGCCCACCUCGGCCAUCGCCAGCAAUGGCUACAGCAGCCAGGCGGACAACUGGGCCUCGGAGCCUGCUCAGGAGCAGAAGUCAGAGUGCGAGCUGCGGUACGAGGCGGAGAGCCCGGAUGAGGCGGCACUGGUGUAUGCAGCCAGAGCCUACAGCUGCGUGCUUGUGGAGCGGCUGCACGACCAAGUGUCAGUGGAGCUGCCCCACCUGGGCAGGCUCACCUUCGAGCUCCUGCACACACUGGGUUUCGACUCCAUCCGCAAGAGGAUGUCAGUGGUGAUCCGACACCCGCUUACCAAUGAGAUCAACGUCUACACCAAGGGAGCCGACUCAGUGGUCAUGGAUCUCCUGCAGCCCUGCUCUUCAGUUGACGCCAAAGGGAGGCAUCAGAAAAAGAUUCGGAGCAAAACUCAGAAUUACCUCAACCUGUAUGCGGCGGAAGGCCUGCGCACCUUGUGCAUCGCCAAGAGGGUUCUGAGUAAAGAGGAGUAUGCCUGCUGGUUGCAAAGCCACCUAGAAGCAGAAUCCUCCCUGGAAAACAGCGAGGAGCUCCUCUUCCAGUCUGCCAUUCGCCUGGAGACCAACCUGCACUUGUUAGGUGCCACUGGGAUUGAAGAUCGUCUGCAGGACGGAGUCCCUGAAACUAUUUCUAAAUUGCGUCAAGCGGGCCUGCAGAUUUGGGUUCUCACUGGUGACAAACAAGAAACAGCCGUCAACAUUGCGUAUGCCUGCAAACUGCUGGACCACGACGAGGAGGUCAUCACCCUGAACGCCACGUCCCAGGAGGCGUGUGCAGCCCUGCUAGACCAGUGCCUAAGCUACGUGCAGUCCAGAGGCCUCCAGAGAGCCCCUGAGAAGACCAAGGGCAAAGUGAGCAUGAGGUUCUCCUCUCUCUGCCCACCCUCCACAUCCACUGCCUCUGGCCGCAGUCCCAGCCUCGUGAUUGAUGGGAGAAGCCUGGCCUAUGCUCUGGAGAAAAACCUGGAGGACAAAUUCCUCUUCCUUGCCAAGCAGUGCCGCUCCGUCCUCUGCUGUCGGUCGACGCCUCUGCAGAAAAGCAUGGUGGUGAAGCUGGUGCGGAGCAAGCUCAAGGUCAUGACCCUGGCCAUAGGUGAUGGAGCCAAUGAUGUCAGCAUGAUCCAGGUGGCAGAUGUGGGUGUGGGAAUCUCCGGCCAGGAGGGUAUGCAGGAGACGCUGAGGGAGACAACAGCGACGGAGACUCCGGCCAGCCACGCUCACACUCUGUUCAGAAUGGGGAUUUUCCUUCCCUGUUGUGUACCUCGCAUUUUGAGAAGAGAAGACAAACCUUACACCAGGUCGGCAUCACCAGUAACAGGAAUCCCUCUCCCUUUGAAGGCAGUGAUGGCCAGCGACUUUGCGGUGCCGAAAUUCCAAUACCUGGAGAGGCUCUUGAUUCUUCACGGGCAUUGGUGCUACUCCCGACUUGCCAACAUGGUGCUGUACUUCUUCUACAAAAACGCAAUGUUUGUGGGCCUCCUGUUUUGGUUCCAGUUUUUCUGUGGCUUCUCUGCAUCUGCCAUGAUUGACCAAUGGUAUCUAAUCUUCUUUAAUCUGCUCUUCUCGUCGCUUCCUCCGCUCGUGACUGGGGUGCUGGACAGGGAUGUGCCGGCCAACGUGCUGCUGACCAACCCGCAACUCUACAAGAGUGGCCAGAACAUGGAGGAAUACCGGCCACGAACGUUCUGGUUUAACAUGGCCGACGCCGCCUUCCAGAGCCUGGUUUGCUUUUCCAUUCCUUACCUGGCCUACUAUGACUCAAACGUGGACCUGUUUACCUGGGGGACCCCUAUCGUGACAAUCGCGCUGCUCACCUUCCUGCUCCACCUGGGCUUUGAAACCAAAACCUGGACCUGGCUCAACUGGAUAACAUGUGGCUUCAGUGUCCUUUUGUUUUUCACCGUGGCUUUGAUUUACAAUGCAUCUUGUGCCAUGUGCUAUCCUCCAUCCAACCCUUACUGGACUAUGCAAGCCUUACUGGGUGACCCAGUGUUUUACUUGACUUGCCUGAUGACGCCUGUCGCUGCGCUGCUGCCCAGAUUGUUUUUCAGAUCCCUCCAGGGGAGCAUUUUCCCCACCCAACUUCAGCUGGCACGUCAGUUGACCAGGAAGUCCCCCAGGAAAUGCAGUGCUCCCAAAGAGACCUUUGCUCAGGGACGCCUCCCGAAGGACUCGGGAACCGAGCACUCAUCAGGGAGGACUGUCAAGACCUCUGUGCCCCUGUCCCAGCCUUCUUGGCACACACAGCAGCCGGCCUGCUCCCCGGAGGCCAGCGGGGAGCCCAGCAGAGUGGACAUGAGCAUGCCAUUGAGGGAGCACACCCUGCUGGAGGGGCUGAGCGCACCGGCCCCCAUGUCCUCUGCGCCAGGGGAGGCUGUCCUGAGGAGUCCGGGAGGGUGUCCUGAGGAGUCCAAGGUGAGAGCUGCCAGCACCGGCAGGGUGACCCCCCUGUCUUCCCUCUUCAGCCUGCCCACCUUCAGCCUACUCACCUGGAUUUCCUCCUGGUCGCUGGUCAGCAGGCUGGGGAGUGUCUUACAGUUCUCCCGGACAGAGCAGCUUGCAGAUGGACAAGCGGGACGUGGACUUCCUGUCCAGCCCCACUCAGGCCGAUCAGGACUUCAGGGGCCAGACCACAGACUACUUAUAGGAGCAUCUUCAAGGCGGUCGCAGUGAAAACCUUGAAAUGGCCUUUUUUAAUAUAUAUAUAAAUAAAUGUUAAUAUUAUUUAUGUUUAUUAUUUGCACAGAAGAGUUCUAGGGAGAUGUAUUUCUAAAUGUUUCCCAGGCUAAUACAGGAAACAAGAGGUACCAAAAAAGAAAGUUUAUUUUUUAAAGUUCUAAGUAGAGUAUACUGAAAAGAAAAAGAAAAGCCUUAACAUGUAUAAAAGUUUAUAGAAGAGUGACACUUGAAAAGUGUGUUUAGAUUUAUUUUUUCAUGUCACUUUUAAGAACAAGCAGUAUGAUUUGUUUUCUUCAACAUGUAUGACCCUGCUUUCCCUGAGUACAAACGUGCGACUGCUCAUAGUCGAUGCAGGCAGGUGCAAACACGGGGGAACAAUGAGCAGAGAUGGCAGAGGGCAGAGCACGUGGCCCCCAGAGGCAGAGUCCCCCACGGGCUUCCAGUCUCACUGACACAGGAGGGCUGCGCUCCACUUUAUCCAGAUGAGGGAAAGGAAGACCUCAUGAAAAAUUCACAGUUGAGUGCAUCCCAGCAUUCUGUUCCGGGCAGGCAUUUCAGGAAGACCGCCUUGCAGGUAUUACAUCCCCGGUGUAGUAUUUUGCCUGUUAAAUCAUAACAAGCAAUAAACAACUUUCACUUUGCAAA
This is a messenger RNA of Nomascus leucogenys (northern white-cheeked gibbon), 5541 nucleotides long. RefSeq names its product ATPase phospholipid transporting 10A (putative) (gene ATP10A). The transcript has 21 exons. Gene Ontology annotation, biological process: phospholipid translocation. Gene Ontology annotation, molecular function: ATP hydrolysis activity; ATP binding; magnesium ion binding. Gene Ontology annotation, cellular component: plasma membrane. NCBI's taxonomy places the organism in Eukaryota, Metazoa, Chordata, Mammalia, Primates, Hylobatidae. The record is from RefSeq and is a predicted model, not a curated record. The coding region runs from base 226 to 4890 and encodes 1554 amino acids.